UUUAUUUUUAGGACCUAAACUGAAAGUUGAGGAACGGUGGAAGUGAAUUGAAGCCCACCAAGUACCCAAGCGAACCCGAAGAAUGAGUUCGGCACUUCGAGUGUUUUGAGAGAGAAGAACCAAACCUUUUUCCUAUAACAUGUCUCAUAACUCACACUGAUUUCGUUUUUUCUUUCUUCUUUAACACUUCAAUCCUCAUAAACGCAGCAACAACAACAAUAGCAGUAACGUUUUUACCAUAAUUUUCUUUUUUGUUUUGGAAAAUUUAAACCCGUAACAAUGGCGGCAUCGUUAAUACUUUCCCGAAGAGUUUCAUCUGUGGGCGUUUCUCGCACUCUCCACGGCUUAGCAGGUAAUAUGGGGCCCCUUUGCCCGCAUUUGGAAUUGAAGGUCGCAACUUUGGUUGAUGUUUUUGAUAAGACAAAGCAGUAUAGUAGCUCCAGUGGUGCCACAAAGUUUGAUUUUACAGACCUGACUUCUCCUCAUACAUGGUAUCCAAAAGCUCGAAGUAAGCAACGCAAGGUCAUCCUGCACAUGGGUCCCACAAACAGUGGUAAAACGCACAAUGCUCUGAAGCGACUCGAAUCAAGUCCAUCUGGCAUAUAUUGUGGUCCCCUGAGAUUAUUGGCUUGGGAGGUUGCCAAACGGUUGAACAAGGCAAACGUUCCUUGUGAUCUAAUUACAGGACAAGAAAGAGAGGAGAUUGAUGGUGCAAAACAUACGGCUGUGACAGUUGAGAUGGCUGAUGUAACCUCCCACUACCAUUGUGCCAUUAUUGACGAAAUUCAGAUGUUGGGUUGUAAGACAAGGGGUUUUUCAUUCACACGUGCUCUAUUAGGAAUUUCUGCUGACGAACUUCACCUUUGUGGAGAUCCAGCUGCUGUUCCUCUUAUUCAGGAAAUACUGAAAGUGACCGGUGAUCAUAUUGAGGUUAACUUCUAUGAGAGACUUUCACCUCUUGUUCCAAUGAAGGUCCCUCUCGGUUCCUUUUCUAAUAUAAGGACAGGCGACUGCAUUGUAACCUUUUCACGUCAUAAAAUAUACAAAUUGAAGAAAGAAAUUGAAAAUGGGGGAAAGCAUCUUUGUUCUGUUGUUUAUGGUUCACUCCCACCAGAGACUCGAACAAGACAGGCAACAAAGUUCAAUGAUGCAAGCAGUGAGUUUGAUGUUCUUGUGGCAAGUGAUGCAAUUGGGAUGGGUCUUAAUCUGAACAUUUCACGGAUCAUAUUUUCAACAAUGAAGAAAUUUGAUGGUUUUGAGAAGCGGGAACUCACUGUACCUGAGGUCAAACAAAUUGCAGGAAGAGCUGGCAGGUAUGGAUCAAAGUUUCCUGUUGGUGAAGUGACUUGUUUACAUGCAGAUGAUCUGCCCUUGCUUCAUUCAUCACUAGAAUCCCCAUCUCCGACUCUUGAGAGUGCUGGAUUAUUUCCUACCUUUGAUCUUAUGUAUAUGUAUUCACGUUUACACCCAGAAUGUGGUCUCUACCAAAUACUGGCACAUUUUGUAGAGAAUGCCAAAUUAUCAGACAAUUAUUUCAUUGCUAACUGUGAAGAAGUAUUGAAAGUUGCAGCUGUUAUUGAUGAGUUGCCUCUUGGGUUACCAGAUAAGUACCGUUUUUGUAUAAGCCCAGUUGACAUGGAUGAUGAAAUUUCAUCCCAGGGUCUUACACAGUUUGCUCAAAGUUAUGCAAAUACCGGCAUUGUUCGGCUUCGAGAAAUAUUCACACCAGGGACACUUAAGGUACCACAAACAGAAGCUGCACUCAAGGAGCUUGAAUCCAUUCACAAGGUUUUGGAUCUCUAUGUUUGGUUGAGUUUCCGGUUAGAGGAAUCAUUCCCAGACCGUGAGCUGGCAUCUUCGCAGAAGUCGAUGUGCAGCAUGUUGAUUGAAGACUUUCUGGAGAGAUUAGGAUGGCAGAAGCCGAGGUCCAAGAGAUUAGCCUCACGUACUCCCUUAACUUCGUUAUUCCGUAAAACAAGACAGUUCUUGUGAGAUAUUUAUCGUUCCUUCAGCAUGUCUAUUCCCUCUCUUCUAUGCCCAGUUGGAUCACUCGAGGCCAAGAGAAACCUUUGGAAUCUUCUCUUCACCUUCAGUGUGUUAUCUGUCCACACAUCAACUUCUCAGAAA
Molecule: messenger RNA, 2127 nt
Organism: Prunus mume (Japanese apricot)
Lineage: Eukaryota; Viridiplantae; Streptophyta; Magnoliopsida; Rosales; Rosaceae
Gene: ATSUV3
Product: ATP-dependent RNA helicase
Biological process (GO): mitochondrial RNA 3'-end processing
Cellular component (GO): mitochondrial degradosome
Molecular function (GO): ATP binding; hydrolase activity, acting on acid anhydrides; RNA helicase activity
Source: RefSeq, a predicted model, not a curated record